Molecule: messenger RNA, 1074 nt
Organism: Pipistrellus nathusii (Nathusius's pipistrelle)
Lineage: Eukaryota; Metazoa; Chordata; Mammalia; Chiroptera; Vespertilionidae
Source: the annotation of a GenBank genome assembly
AUGGCUGUCAAGUGGAUUGGUGGACAUUCUUCUCCUAUUCUCUGCCUGAAUGCAAGUUCAGAAGGACUAGUGGCUUCUGGAGCAGAGGGUGGAGAUCUCAUGACUUGGGGUGAAGAUGGGACUCCAUUGGGACAUACACGCUUAGAAGGGGCCAACGACGUUACCUGUGUCUUAUUCUCUCCCGCUUGCCCCACCAAGCUCUAUGCCUCUCAUGGAGAAACUAUUAGCAUACUGGAUGUCAGAUCCCUCAAGGGUUCCCUGGACCAUUUUCAUGUGAAUGAAGAAGAAAUAAAUUGCCUUUCAUUGAAUGAAACUGAAAACCUGCUGGCUUCUGCUGAUGAUUCCGGAGCAAUCAAAAUCCUUGAUUUGGAAAAUAAGAAAGUUAGCAGAUCGCUAAAGAGACAUUCCAACAUCUGUUCUUCUGUGGCUUUUCGGCCUCAAAGGCCUCAGAGCCUGGUGUCAUGUGGACUGGAUAUGCAGGUGAUGCUGUGGAACCUUCAGAAAGCCCGGCCACUCUGGAUUACAAAUUUACAGGAGGAUGAAACAGAAGAAAUGGAGAGCCCGCAGUCACCGGGUCAGCUUUUAAACCCUGCUCUAGCCCAUUCUGUGUCUGUGGCAUCAUGUGGCAAUAUUUUUAGUUGUGGGGCAGAAGACGGAAAGAUUCGAAUCUUUAGGGUAAUGGGAGUCAAAUGUGAACAAGAAUUGGGAUUUAAGGGCCACACUUUGGGAGUAUCCCAGGUCUGCUUUCUGCCAGAAUCUUAUUUGCUGCUUACUGGAGGGAAUGAUGGGAAGGUAAUGAUAUGGGAUGUAAGCAGUGAAGUUGAGAAAAAACAGAAGAGUCCUACAAAACAUACCCACAGAAAAAGCACUAAAAGAGCAACUUAUACCAACCAGGAUGGAAACACUAAUACUUCAGUGACACAUAAGGAACAGGGCAAAAUUUUACCAAAGCUAAGUAUUGAACAUGGAGAAAAAGUGAACUGGCUCUUGAGUACAAAAAUAAAGGGUUGCCAAAAUAUAUUAGUAGCUGAUCAAACUAGUUGUAUAUCUGUGUAUCCCUUAAAUGAAUUUUAA